AUGGUUGAAUGGUGUGCUAUUGUUUUUGACAAAAAAGGAAGUGACAGAUCCAAAUGCAGACCCCAGCAUUUGGAAGGCGUUUCUGAAGGGUUCGGAAAAGGUGUUUUGAAAUGUGCGGGUGCCAUUUAUCAAAGAGUUGGCGAGGAUGGGAAACCAACCGACUUUGCUGGCUCUCACUUGCAGAUCGAGGCCGAAACAAAAGAGGAAGCGCUGCAGGUUAUCCACAACGAUAUUUUUGCCAAAGAGGAUAUUUGGGACCUAGAAAACAUCAUCAUCUACCCAUUUGGCUGUGCUGUCCGCGCCGCCAAAUAA
Lachancea meyersii CBS 8951 is the source of this 312-nucleotide messenger RNA. The record is from the annotation of a GenBank genome assembly. NCBI's taxonomy places the organism in Eukaryota, Fungi, Ascomycota, Saccharomycetes, Saccharomycetales, Saccharomycetaceae.